AUGAAAUGACUCGGUCGUGUGGACAGACUUGUCGAUGAAGCCAACGCUCACUGUCUCCCGAAAAAAUAUUGCACUGAGCCCUCGCGAAAGGAUGACGCGAGGGAGGUUUGGUUCAAUCCGCACACACUGUACGUGAGAUGAAAGUUAACUGAUGAGAGUCCUGUCUUGAAGCAUACCACCGGCAUUCAAACACCGAAUGGAAACGUGAAGAGUCUUUUGAAAUGUGCAAUUGGGGUUGCGAGUUUAGAAAACACGUAGGCUAAAUGUCCAUUGAUCAAAUGAGAGAACUGUUUCAGCGUGAUACAUGAGAAUCAAAAUUGUCGCAUCCUCAACGUUUUUUUCUCGGUAUAUGGACAUUGCGCGCAUCACAGCUGACUGUGCCAUUGUGGGGCAUUUUCCAACCCCAAAGGAAGGACACUGAAUUCAGCAGAUCCUUUAUUCAUUCAACACACUAGACACAUCAUGACUGAGACUUUCUACUCCUCAAGGAUAAUGUGAAGACCAUUGUUGCGGAUAUCAACUAGAGUGCAGCCUGACUGAGAACAGUCUUAUUCAUUCCUGCCCUACAGCACUAGACAUUUAGUCUGGACUUGCCAUCUCUUAGAAGUCCUAUGGGGAUGGGGACGUGUUUGGAUAUAGGAUGCAUUUACAGCGGAGGUACUAAGGGGCAGUCAUGGUCCCUGACGUGGUGGCUGUUGGUCUUGAUGCCCAUCUCCCAAGCAAUGUGCCAAGGCCAGUCCCAGUCCCUCAACACCUUCCAGUCAGAGAGAAGGGAAUGGACCCUGAACCACCUGAUUGUGCACAAGACCACUGGCGCUCUCUAUGUUGGUGCUGUGAACCGGAUCUACAAGCUAUCUGCCAACCUGACCCUCCUGGUCUCCCAUGACACAGGACCUGAGUACGACAACAAGGCCUGCUACCCUCCUCUUAUAGUGCAGCCCUGCUCUGAGCCCCUGGCCUCCACUGACAACAUCAACAAACUGUUGCUCAUAGACUACUCCCACAACCGCCUGCUGGCCUGUGGCAGCCUCUACCAAGGCGUCUGUAAACUAAUGCGACAGGACGACCUGUUUAUCCUGGUGGAGCCCACCCACAAGAAAGAGCACUACCUCUCCAGUGUCAACCAAACAGGCACCAUGUAUGGGGUCAUUGUGCCCUCCUCUCAGGGCCAGGACGGCACCCUGUUCAUCGGCACAGCCGUGGGUGGGAAGCAGGACUACUUCCCUACCAUCUCCAGUCGUAAGCUGCCCCGUGACCCAGAGUCAUCUGCCAUGCUGGACUACGAGCUCCACACUGACUUUGUAUCCUCUCUCAUUAAGAUCCCCUCUGACACGCUAGCUCUGGUGCCACGGUUUGACAUCUACUACAUCUACGGCUUCGCCAGUGGGAACUUUGUCUACUUCCUGACCGUGCAGCCAGAAACCCCAGAGAAUGGGAUGCCUGCUGGCAGUUCCCCAGGUGACCUGUUCUACACAAGUCGCAUCAUACGCCUCUGCAAAGGGGACAAGAAGUUCCACUCUUAUGUGUCUCUGCCAGUGGGCUGUGUACACAAGAGAGAGGAGUAUCGACUCCUACAGGGCGCCCACCUGUCCAAGGCAGGGAAAGUACUGGCCAGGUCCCUCAACAUCAGUGCCCAGGAUGACGUCAUCUUUGCUGUGUUCACCAAGGGCCAGAAGCAGUACCAUGAGCCCCUGGACAACUCAGCCCUGUGUAUCUUUACCAUACGAGACAUUAACGCCCGCAUCAAAGAGCGCCUGCAAUCCUGCUACCAGGGAGAGGGCAACCUGGAACUACAUUGGCUGCUGGGAAAGGAUGUGCAGUGCACCAAGGCGCCUGUGCCUAUCGAUGAUCACUUCUGUGGGCUGGACAUCAACCAGCCCCUUGGGGGCUCCCAGCUAGUAUCUGGCCUGACUGUGUACACUGAGACCAGGGACAGGCUGACCUCGGUCAUCUCUUACGUCUAUAACGGCUACAGCGUGGCCUUCCUCGGCACCAGGAGUGGCAGACUGAAGAAGAUCCGAGUGGAUGGGCCUCCUGAGGGCGGGGGGCAGUAUGAGACCCUGACCGUGAUGACAGAUGGCAGUCCUAUCCUCCGAGACAUGGCCUUCACUCUGGACCGCAACUCUCUCUACGUCAUGUCUGACAGUCUGGUGACCAAGAUCCCAGUGGAGGCAUGUGAGCAAUAUGGGACCUGCGGAGAGUGUCUGAGCUCUGAGGAUCCUCAUUGUGGCUGGUGUGUCUUGCUCAACAUGUGUGCAAGAAGAGACCGGUGUCAGAGAGCAGAGGAGCCUUUCCGGUUCGCCACUGAUAUCGAACGUUGUGUGAAAAUUAUCGCUCACCCAGACAGCAUUGCCGUGUCAGCACACAGUGUGCCCCUCCUGUUGGAGGUGAGCAACGUGCCAGACCUCUCAGCUGGGAUCAGCUGUGCCUUUGGAGAGCAGGCGGAGAUGGAGGGUCAUGUCAACGGCAACAGAGUCAUGUGUCUGUCCCCGUCUGGCAAGGAGGUCCCACACAUACCUGAAGGACAAGAUUGGUUGAGUGUGGAGCUGCGUUUGAACUCUAAGGAGACAGGUCAAAUGCUGGGCAGUGCAGAGGUCAAGUUCUAUAACUGCAGCGUGCAUCACACGUGUCUGUCCUGUGUGAACAGUACCUUCCGCUGCCACUGGUGUAAAUACCGCAACCUGUGUACUCACAACCCUUCCAGCUGCUCCUUUCAGGAGGGCCGGGUCAAUGCCUCAGAGGACUGCCCCCAGCUGCUGCACUCUGGAGAGAUCCUGAUCCCAGCAGGGGAGGUGAGACCCAUCACCUUGAGGGCCCGGAACCUUCCCCAACCCCAGUCUGGCCAGCGGGGUUACGAGUGUGUGCUCCACGUCCAGGGAAACAACCACCGCGUCACUGCCCUGCGCUUUAACAGCUCCAGCGUGCAGUGUCAGAACAGCUCGUACAUCUAUGAGGGUGUAAGGAUCAGUGACCUGGCGGUGGAACUUUCUAUCGUUUGGAACGGCAAUUUCAUCAUCGACAAUCCCGAGAAGAUUAAAGUGCACCUGUAUAAGUGUGGUGCCCAGCGGGACAGUUGUGGCAUGUGUCUGAGGGCCGAGAGGAAGUUCCAGUGUGGCUGGUGCAGUGGAGAAGGCCGUUGCACCAUGAAGCAGCACUGCUCACCCAUCAGCCCCUACGCCAGCCGCUGGCUCAACCUGUCCGCCAGGAAUGUCAGGUGUACCAACCCACGCAUCACCGAGGUGAGCCCAGUGGCAGGGCCUCCAGAGGGGGGAACACUGGUCACCAUACAGGGAAUGAACCUGGGCCUGUCCUUCUCAGAACUGUUGGGGAACGUGGAGGUGGCAGGGGUACAUUGCACUCCACAGGAAGAGGGCUACAUCACUGCAGAACAGAUUGUGUGUGAGAUGGACUCUACGUCUCAGGGAAGGGCACCUGGUCCAGUCCAGCUGUGUGUUGGUGAAUGUAGACCAGAACUACGAACUCAGUCCUCCCAGCUCUACUCCUUUGUGACCUCUAACCUGGUGGGACUGACCCCUGGCCGAGGGCCUGAGUCUGGUGGCACUAAGGUCACCAUCGUGGGGGAGAACCUGGGUGCUGGUAGCAGAGUGAAUGUUACCUUUGGAAACCAGACCUGUGAGCUGUACAGACGGACCAUGUCGGAGAUUGUGUGUUUCUCGGCACCCUCUGUGACGGGCGCUGGCCUGGUGCAGAUCAGCCUCAUUGUGGAUCUGGCCAAGGUGCCAGGAAACCUCAGCUUUGAGUACAUUGAAGAUCCCACAGUCCAGCGCAUCGAGCCAGAGUGGAGCAUCACUAGUGGACACACUACCCUGAUGGUGACGGGGACCAACCUAGAUGUGGUGCAGGAGCCGAGGGUCAGGGUCAAGUACGCCGGUCAGGAGUCUGUCAACGUAUGUAAGGUGGUCAACACCACCACGAUAAGCUGCUUUGCUCCCUCCCUGAAGGCAGAGUACACACCGGAGCAGGAGUCAGUGAAACACGUGGAGGAGUUUGGUUUUGUCUUCAACAACGUGCAGGCCCUGCUCACCUACAACAGCACCAGUUUCAUCUACUACCCCAACCCUUACCUAGAGCCCCUCAGCUUGUCUGGGGUGCUAGAGCAGAAACCUGGCUCCCCCAUCAUACUCAAGGGGCGUAACCUGGUGCCCUCGGCAUCUGGAGGGGCCAGGUUGAACUACACUGUGCUGAUCGGGGACACACCCUGCUCCCUCACCGUCUCUGACACACAGCUCCUCUGUGAGCCACCCAACCUCACAGGCCGGCACAAAGUGCUGGUCCAGGUGGGUGGUCUCCACAUCUCUCCUGGUGCAGUCCACAUCCGCUCAGACAGCCUGCUCACCCUCCCCGCCAUCUUCAGCAUCACGGCUGGAGGAGGCCUGCUGCUCAUCAUCGUCUUCAUCGUCCUAUUGGCCUACAGACGCAAGUCACACGAGAAUGACCUCACUCUCAAACGCCUGCAGAUGCAGAUGGACAACCUGGAGUCGCGAGUGGCUCUGGAGUGCAAGGAAGCUUUCGCUGAGCUGCAGACUGACAUCAACGAGCUGACCAGUGACCUGGACAGGGCUGGGAUCCCCCACCUGGACUACCGCACCUAUACCAUGAGGGUCCUCUUCCCUGGCUUCGAUGACCAUCCUGUACUCAGGGAGCUGGAGGUGUCUGGGAGCGGGCAGCAGGGUGUGGAGAAGGCUCUGAAGCAAUUUGCCCAGCUGGUGAAUAACAAAGUGUUCCUGCUGACAUUUAUCCGUACUCUGGAACUCCAGCGCUCCUUCUCCAUGCGUGACCGCGGCUAUGUGGCCUCGCUCAUCAUGACCGCGCUGCAGGGCCGCCUGGAGUACGCCACAGACGUGCUCAAACACCUCCUCUCUGACCUCAUCGAGCGCAACCUGGAGAGCAAGAACCACCCUAAACUACUGCUGCGCAGAACCGAGUCAGUUGCAGAGAAGAUGCUGACUAAUUGGUUUGCCUUCCUACUUCACAAAUUCCUUAAGGAGUGUGCAGGUGAGCCUCUCUUCAUGCUCUACUGUGCCAUCAAGCAGCAGAUGGAGAAGGGACCUAUCGACUGCAUCACCGGGGAGGCGCGCUACUCCCUCAGUGAAGACAAACUCAUCCGCCAGCAGAUUGACUACAAGACCCUGACUCUGAGCUGUGUGAACCCAGACAACGAGAACAGCCCUGAGUUCCCCGUCAAGGUGCUCAACUGUGACACCAUCACCCAGGUGAAGGAGAAGAUUCUGGAUGCUGUCUGUAGGAACAUGCACUUCUCCCAGAGGCCUCGGGCUGCGGACAUGGACCUGGAAUGGCGCCAGGGGAGGACGGCACGUGUCGUCCUGCAGGAUGAAGACAUCACCACUAAGAUUGAAGGAGACUGGAAGAGACUAAACACCCUCAUGCAUUAUCAGGUGUCAGACCACUGUGUGGUGGCCCUGGUGCCCAAGCAGAUGUCCUCGUACAACCUGCCCUCCUCAGCCAGCUUCCCACGCAGCAUCAGUAGAUACGAUGUACCGUUCCGCUCCACCCCCACCAGUCCUGACAGCCCUCACUCCCGCGUGCCCAUGCUCACCCCGGACAUGGAGAGCGGGGUGAAGGUGUGGCACCUGGUCAAGAACCACGACCAUGGGGACCAGAAGGAGGGUGAGCGCGGCUCCAAGAUGGUGUCCGAGAUAUACCUGACCAGGCUACUGGCUACUAAGGGCACACUGCAGAAGUUUGUGGAUGACCUGUUUGAGACGUUGUUCAGCACUGUGUGCCGGGGCAGUGCUCUUCCGCUCGCCAUCAAGUACAUGUUUGACUUCUUGGACGAGCAGGCUGACAAGCACGGCAUCCAUGACAUGGAUGUUCGCCACACAUGGAAAAGCAACUGCCUGCCUCUGCGCUUCUGGGUGAACGUGAUCAAGAACCCGCAGUUUGUGUUUGACAUCCAUAAAAGCAGCAUCACAGACGCCUGUCUGUCUGUGGUGGCCCAGACCUUCAUGGACUCCUGCUCUACCUCAGAACAUCGCCUGGGCAAGGACUCCCCCUCCACCAAGCUACUCUACGCCAAGGACAUCCCCAACUACAAGAGCUGGGUGGAGAGGUACUACGCGGACAUAAACCGCCUACCUGCCAUCAGUGACCAGGAUAUGAAUGCCUACCUGGCCGAGCAGGCCCGUCUUCACUCCAAUGAGUUCAAUGUGCUGUGUGCCCUGCACGAGAUGUAUGCCUACGUCGGCAAGUACAGCCAAGAGAUCAUUGGGGCCCUGGAGCAGGAUGAUCAGGCCCAGAAGCAGAGGCUGGCCUACAAAGUGGAGCAGAUCAUCUCAGCCAUGUCUGUGGAGAGCUGAGGCAGACGUGUGUACUCAGAGACACACAGACAGACAGACAAGGCCCAGGACACAGGGCACAUGCUACCAGCAGAGCAAGUAACCCCACAAGCAGUAGGUGAAGGAAACUGAACAACAGAAUAACUCAGCCCGAGUGCUCAACAAGGGAAAAGCACAGAUAUACAAGCAAAUUCACCAAGCACUGCUGUCCUCUCUCUGUCGGCUGCAGUGAGGCCACAUGUGGAGGUGUAAGGGAUGAGCAGGCAACGAGAGACUACUAAACAGUACCACAGAAACUAAAUACAUGCAUAUCAUAGCCUUGGCCUUGGACUGACAUUUCCUUUUCAGUGGACAAGUCUAAUGUUGCAUCAUAAAGCCUUCAGGAAGCCUUAUGAAGGCUCCUUGAAGGUUUCAGUUAAUGAACUCUGCGAUUAGGUGACAUUAAAAUGUAAUCUCCAGAUCAUCCAAGGUAGCAAAAUAUUUUUGUUUGGUUACCGCCCUGCCAGACACUCAAUUUACCAGACACACUCUAUCAUAAAAACCCACACAAAGCUCUUAUUACAGGGGGGGGGUUCAAUUCUAUUAUGGCGUACUUUGGGCUGGAUUCAAUCAAAUCUGCCUUAGUAAUGUUUACACAGUAACUCUGCCUACUGCCUGUGCAAACAUGUGCCUAAAUCUGGGAACAGGAUGCAUUGUGAGGGGAGGUAAUCUGGUGCCCAAAACCUUCUAUGAGUCUAUUUUAAUUUAUUUAUGCUGUUGUGUACAUACUGCAGUCCAGAUUUAAUUGAAUUAAGACAGAAUUCAGUACAUUUGUAAAGAAAACAAAUCUGAAUAGAAAACCAUUCCAAAUAUACCCCUUAUUUAAAAUGAUCACUUGCUCUUAGUCCUAAAAGUUUCUCAUGUUUCAUACUAUGUAAAAUGCCCUGUAGCCAAAGUAGAAAUUAUAUUUAGAAAAGUUUAACAAGGUGGUCUUAAGUUAUUAAGGCACUCUGGGGAUGACAGAAAUGAGGGAAGUGGGUUUCUAGACCAUUUAUUUAACCAACUGUAUAUUAGCAGUGACCCAAAGUAGCUUUGGGAAUCAUUCCUUAGAGUUGGAAGAUUAAUGACACUUCCUGUGGGUCAGAUCAGUUUCCUCCUGGUUUAUGAGACCCCUCAGCCAUCAGUGAAUGUUUACAUUGAACAUGAUACUUGAAUUUCAGUAGAUCAUUGUGUUAUACUUUCAGAGAAUCCUCAGGUUUCUACAUAGCAUACUUUCAAAGGUGGAAACUCAAUCUUUUAAAAAGAUUUAACCUUUAUUUAACUAGGCAAGUCAGUUAAGAACAAAUUCUUAUUUUCAAUGACAGUGGGUUAACUGCCUUGUUCAGGGGCAGAACAACAGAACCUUGUCUGCUUGGGGAUUUGAACUUGCAACCUUUCGGUUACUAGCCCAACACGCUAACCACUAGGCUAUCCUACCACCCCAAGAUUUCUGUUGUAUCAAGUAGACUGUACCUUUCUUUCUAUGUCCCAUUAACAUUUUUAAAAUAUGAGGUCAAGAUGAGAGAAUAGCCUUUUAAAUGGUUUGAAUUUAACAUAUUCAAAUGACAAAUUAUUUUUGCUGCUGCAUUCACUGAGUGUCAUCUUAAAGAUUAUCAUUCUAAAACUAGACUCUCCAUAGGAUUGCUUUAAUUCAGGGUUUCUGUUUGAUAUGUUUAUCUGCACUGAAAUCAUUCAUUACCCUCUUGAUGAUUUCUCCAUUAUUCUACAGUAAUUUUGACCAGUUACUUGUCCUGGGCCCGGUUUCCCAAAAGCAUAGUUCAUCGUUAGACCCUUCUUCGUAGGAACAUUAUUACAUCUCCAAGCUGUUUCCCAAAACCAUCGUUAUUGACGUAGCACUUGGAAACAAUCGUAAUCUAAUGCCUGUCUCAGACAAUUCGUAGAACAGCUAAGUGCGUCCUUAGAUGCUUUUUGCCUCCCGCGUCCCAUUAUACACAGAGGAUAUCCACUAACAUUAGAAUCACAUGGUUUAUCCGUUUCUGUGCCCGCCAAUAACUUCAGAACAAAGCUGACUACAAAUCCAAAGUUACCAAUGUCUUUGCAAUUGAUACAAACAUGCAACGUAUAAAAAUAUGCUUCAAAUGAAAACUGAGAUGAGUACAUUAAAAUAUAAACAGUAGGCUAUAGGCCUGUUUCAUUCAUAUAGAAAUACAUUUAAUGUUACAUUUUUUUUAUUUCACCUUUAUUUAUCCAGGUAGGCCAGUUGAGAACAAGUUGUCAUUUACAACUGCGACCUGGCCAAGAUAAGCAAAGCAGUGCGAGACAAACAACAACACAGAGUUAUACAUGAAAUAAACAAACGUACAGUCAAUAACACAAUAGAAAAAUAUAUAUACAGUGUGUGCAAAUGAGGUAAGAUUAGGGAGGUAAGGCAACAAAUAGGCCGUAGUGGUGAAGUAAUUACAAUUGAGCAAUUAAACACUGGAGUGAUAGAUGUGCAGAAGAUGAAUGUGCAAGUAUAGAUACUGGGGUGCAAAGGAGCAAAAAAUAAAUACAUUUAAAAAAGAACAAUAUGGGGAUGAGGUAGUUGGAUGUGCUAUUUACAGAUGGCCUAUGUACAGGUGCAGUGAGCUGCUCUGACAGCUGAUGCUUAAAGUUAGUGAGGGAGAUAUGAGUUUCCAGCUUCAGUGAUUUUUGCAAUGUUCAAUCAAUUGAGUUCUAUUUUGCUAGUUGUAGGCUACUGUCUGUAUUUGUCUCUAUAUAUUUAAUGCUGUGUAGCAUAACGUACACAUUGAUAUGCCAAAUCGGUGAUUUAGUGCAUUUUCAUAAAUGUAAUUUGGUAAGCGUUAUAAUAAUAUUUGCAGCCAUAGGUGGUAAUAUCUCUCUAGAAACUGAUCCGUCAUCAGUAUUGUUAAAUAAUUAUAAUGUUAAGGAAAGAUUUGCAUGGAGAAAGCUGAUCUGAGAGCCUAUCAGUAAUGGGAAACGCAUGUUAUAUCUUUGGCAGUUGUAGGAAAGAUGCCUUAUUAAAACACUCUUAAGCCUAAAUUCCAUCGCUAUCGGGAAACCGGGCCCUGGUCAUUUUGGUCAACAUUGGAGGGCACUCCACAAAUAGAUAUUCGUAAAAGAGUUUAAAAAAAGUAACAAUUAAAUCAAAAUAAGAAAAUCCAUGUCCUGUUUAAGUGUUAAAUGUUUCAUGUGUGACGUUUUUAUGAUGAUAAUUUAUAAAUGUGUGGUGCAAUAAACUGUAAUACAUUUUACCAUUGAACCUUUUUUAAAUGAUAAAUUAUUGUAUAAAUAUUGUACAUACAAAACAUUACUAUUUUGCAAGCAAACGAUUCACUUUGUACUGUUGCUAUACAUUAAAAUGUCAACUGAUGGAAA
Salvelinus fontinalis (brook trout) is the source of this 9674-nucleotide messenger RNA. Its product is annotated as plexin-A2-like. Gene Ontology annotation, molecular function: semaphorin receptor activity; protein binding. Gene Ontology annotation, biological process: regulation of cell shape; positive regulation of axonogenesis; semaphorin-plexin signaling pathway involved in axon guidance. The record is from RefSeq and is a predicted model, not a curated record. Bases 612 to 6338 code for a protein of 1908 amino acids. The transcript has 32 exons. NCBI's taxonomy places the organism in Eukaryota, Metazoa, Chordata, Actinopteri, Salmoniformes, Salmonidae. Gene Ontology annotation, cellular component: semaphorin receptor complex.